UUUGUAACAACAAACCGUAAUCGUAAUAACAAACCAGCUCAGUAGCGCGCUAGCAUCAAAGUAGCUCAGUAGAAAACAGAGAGCAUGUUACCACGUUUAGUCAGCCAACUUGGAGGACCGGCGGUGCGAUUGUCCGCCCCAAGAUUACGAUUAGCUGGGCCGAUCUUGAUCACGCAACUGUCCCAAACCGUAACCGGCACCGAGAUGCUGCCGGCUGGUCAGAUCAGAUCCAUCUCACAGCAUUGGGGAGUCAGCUGCUAUCGCCACACCAAUACCAUUAGCAACGCAGCAGUAGUGCACAGUCAUCCGUCAGUGGUCCGGAGCGUCAAUCGACAACCUACGCGAAGCAUUCCCAAUCGGCUAUUUUCGAAAAGCUCCGUUAUCAGCAGAAAGAUGGUGGUUAAACUAACUGAGGAACAGCGGUCCGAGCAGCUGAAGCCACUUUUCGCUUCCGGCUGGACCAUGGUCGAGGGCCGUGACGCCAUCUACAAGGAGUUCCUGUUCGGGGACUUUAACGAAGCGUUCGGGUUUAUGACGCGCGUCGCACUGAAAGCGGACAAGAUGGACCACCAUCCGGAGUGGUUCAACGUGUACAACAAGGUGCAGGUGACGCUCGCUACCCACGACUGCGGUGGUUUGAGCGAGCGUGACGUGAAGCUGGCCCAGUUCCUGGACAAGGUUGCCACUGUUACCAAGUGAAACGAUGGGGUGGGGGGAUCUCUGAUCUCUGUGCCCGGAGAUGCGUGAGAUGGAAGAGGUUGAGCCAACAACGUGAACAAACACUACGAACCUUAAAGGCAAUCAAUCCAACAUAGCUUAAUAAAAUGCAAUGCGAUCUGAUACACGUUUAA
Messenger RNA from Anopheles stephensi (Asian malaria mosquito), 851 nucleotides. It is a transcript of the gene Pcd, whose product is annotated as putative pterin-4-alpha-carbinolamine dehydratase. The coding region runs from base 85 to 699 and encodes 204 amino acids. The record is from RefSeq and is a predicted model, not a curated record. The transcript is spliced from 3 exons. Gene Ontology annotation, molecular function: 4-alpha-hydroxytetrahydrobiopterin dehydratase activity. Gene Ontology annotation, biological process: tetrahydrobiopterin biosynthetic process. Lineage: Eukaryota; Metazoa; Arthropoda; Insecta; Diptera; Culicidae.